Fraxinus pennsylvanica is the source of this 468-nucleotide messenger RNA. The record is from the annotation of a GenBank genome assembly. NCBI's taxonomy places the organism in Eukaryota, Viridiplantae, Streptophyta, Magnoliopsida, Lamiales, Oleaceae.
AUGAUGGUUCGUUUGCGGCUUUCGAGGUUCGGAUGCAGAAACAAGCCAUUCUAUAGAGUAAUGGCAGCUGAUAGUACAAUCCCCUCCCGGAGAUCCCUCGCAUUUUAUGGAUUAAUUACCAUUCCUAUUAGGCUGAUUGCAAUUUGGGGUCAAGAUAAUGGUAACAGAAUGGGUCUAAAUUUUGAUAGAGUGAAAAUGAGUCUUGUUUCUUAUCUUUCUAGUUAUUUGGCUCAUGCAAAGUUUGUGUCUGCUUCAUUAGUUGCUGCUACACUCGAGAGUAUUGCAAAUUGGUGUUAUGGUUACUGCAAGAAACAUGACGUUGGUGUUAAUCCGAGAGCUCAUAAAGUCUUUUACGCGGGGUGCCAGGUAGCACACGCACAAGCACAACAUUUGAAUGAAGACCAUGUUACAGAUCCCAAAGCAUUGAUGGAUGCUAGCGAAGAUGUAAUUGUCAGACAGGCAGUAUAA